This is a messenger RNA of Parathielavia appendiculata, 1098 nucleotides long. RefSeq lists its product as uncharacterized. The coding region runs from base 295 to 813 and encodes 172 amino acids. The record is from RefSeq and is a predicted model, not a curated record. Lineage: Eukaryota; Fungi; Ascomycota; Sordariomycetes; Sordariales; Chaetomiaceae. The transcript is spliced from 2 exons.
GCAAGGCCUCCGGAGUGCCUAGAUCUCGCGGCUUUCUUCUCGUGUGGGAUCAAUCCUUCAAUGCCGAAACACGGUACAUCUGAAUGGUUGAAUGAUGCAGCCUGGGAACCGGGCACCGCUUCUCCAUGGUUCCGUCAAAGAGACAUCAAGUCAGUACCUCAGAGGUGUAUAUAUAUCUUGCCUCCGCGCCGCCAAACUCCGCUUUCUCCACUCCACGUCCAGGUAGGCAAUUAAACGCCUGAAUAAUUGAAGUUUGAAUUAUCGCAAGCCCCAGAGUGCCCAGUCGCCGCCAAAAUGUAUCUGCCCACUAUCGUCACGCUUACCUUGUCUUCUCUUGCCGUGUCUACGGCUCUGCCCACGACCUCUUCCUCCCCCAUGAGCUUCACUGGCAAAGGCCAGCUCCGCACCCUCUGGAGUGAUGGCGACCACACCGACCUUGGUUGUAUCACCGACGCCGGCCUGUGGACGGGCAACAACACUCUCUGCGGCACCUUCACCGGCACCCCGACCAGCAACAGCAACCUCCGUACCUUCAAUCUCACCUCAGCAGCGGGGCCGUGCCGAAUCUGGGGCAGCACGUUCAUUUGUGAGCAGUGGAAUGGGGGUUAUCCAUCCAUUUACGAAUUUGGAAUCUGGCCGUACCCCAACUCGAUCCCUGGCGUGGAUUGUCUGCGCUGGUCGAAAUAUGGGAUGAUGGGCAACCCUGAAGGUAACCCGACGGGUCCGGAGGAUUCGCCGCGGGAGAUUCGUUUGCUUUCGUACAUCGAAAAGCCAAAGUGGGUGUGGUUGACUUGGGAGUCGUUGGAGAAUUGAGGUUUUGCUCUCUAAGACUGUUUCUAUGGUGACGGUGCCGACUCGACGUUGAUGCAACUCUAUCAGAAGAACAUAGAAAAUCUGGUCUUUCUGACAGGUCUUGAAACCGUCCCUAUAAUUUGUACGUAAUGUCUCGCACAGGGAGAGACGACUUAACUGACCGAGACGCUCUUCGCUCGCUCGUCGCUCGAAGCAACAGGACGAUGUCAGUUCAUUGCUCAAACGGGACGGGUUGGAUGAAUGGAUGGUAGGAAUUUAUUUCGCCCGGAGACACGAAGCCUAAAG